Paramormyrops kingsleyae is the source of this 2113-nucleotide messenger RNA. It is a transcript of the gene tmem11, whose product is annotated as transmembrane protein 11. The record is from RefSeq and is a predicted model, not a curated record. NCBI's taxonomy places the organism in Eukaryota, Metazoa, Chordata, Actinopteri, Osteoglossiformes, Mormyridae. Gene Ontology annotation, biological process: inner mitochondrial membrane organization. Gene Ontology annotation, cellular component: mitochondrial inner membrane.
UUUAUGUCAAAUAAGCCAUUGGAAAUUAAUACUGAAGUACUUUUUACAUAUCUUCUGCUAGCUAUCCUGUUGGUUGUAUGAGGUCGCGUCUGAUUUGUAUCAGUUAGACCAGUUGCCAGCGAACUCGUUCCUGGUCCUCAGAGAUACGUCGGCAGUGGAUUAACUCGUGCUGAUACAAUAACGCCUGGGUCCACACUGGAUGGUCCCGCAGCUCCAUAAAAAUAGCUCGCCUAUUUAAUCCCACCAAAGAGAAAGCUUUCACCUAUAUUUCCACGCGUGUCCAGCCCGAAAAGAAUGCACUGUGUUGCAACAGUUAUCUAUUGAUUUCUGUCAUGCUGUUUGCUUUUCUGUGUAAACGGUGUUCGUAUCACGAGUGAGAUUAACGUUGAAUUUGGAAAAGUUGUUUAAAUUAUUAACCCCAAAUGCAUCGGUGUUAUUUGUAAUUUGACUGCUCAGAAGUUGCCAGAAUGCCCUUAAUGGUAGUAAUCAGGCAACACAAAAGUUUUUAAAUAACUGUUAGCAUGUGAUUUGGAAUUUAGGAUUCAGAGAAAAAAAACUUGUUUACAGUAAUUAUUAGUAGUAGUACUACAGAGAAAUGGAUACAUAAGAAAAUAAAACUAUUUCUGCUUUAGUUUAAUUUGGAUAAAAUAAGUUCUAUCAGUAAGACCACUGUUAGAGUCAUACCAUGAGGUGGGGAGUCUGUCUUUAUCAGGGAAUGUCAGGUUCCCUUAAGCUCCGGAGCGGUUGCGACAUAUCAGCACUAAGCAUGUUUUCCUUGGGUGCAGACAGAGGUAGACCAGCCCAAAUUAGCGUGGCUCUAAGGGGGUGUUGUAAGAAUAUGCAGGAUGAAGUCAGCAGUGUUUUGGAUGAAUGAUUUUCUGGGGGGUCUGAUGAUGAUGAGGAGGAGAAUAAGAAAAGGGCAGCUUCAGUGUUAAGCACUUUCACUAUGUUGAGAGUUUAUCAUUGCAGCCUCAUAAUGGUGUGAUGCAUAAAGCAUCACUAUUCUAUUUUGAUAUGUUCUAUUCUAGUACAUCCUCAGAUGUCACAAAUAUUUUGUAAAGUUUGUGCAGGUUUUGCAGAGCUUAAUUUUAAAUAAUUUGAAAGUAAAAUACUGCUGUUCUGAUGAAGUCCAUGUUUAUACGAAAGCCUACUUGCAUUUGCAGCCGUCCGUCCGACACCUGGGGAACGAUGGCCUCCACGGACUGCUACAUUGUGCACGAGAUCUACAACGGAGAGAACGCGCAGGACCAGUUUGAGUACGAGCUGGAGCAGGCCCUGGAAGCCCAAUACAAGUACAUAGUGAUCGAGCCCACGCGCAUCGGCGACGAGACGGCACGCUGGGUCACCGUGGGGAACUGCCUGCACAAGACGGCAGUGCUGUCGGGCCUGGCGUGCCUGCUGGCGCCCCUCUCCCUGCCCGUGCAGUAUUCGCGCUACGUGGCCCUGCCCGCCGGCGCGCUCACUGUGGCCUGCGCCGCCCUCUACGGCAUCUCCUGGCAGUUCGACCCCUGCUGCAAGUACCAAGUGGAGUACGACAGCCAAAAACUCUCGCGCCUGCCGCUGCACACGCUCACCUCAUCCUCACCGGUGGUGCUGGUGAGGAGGGACGACGUGCACAGAAAGAGACUCCAUAACACGAUAGCACUGGCCGCGUUGGCCUACUGUGUCAAGAAGAUCUACGAACUUUACAUUCUAUGAUUCUUUUUUAAAAAAAAAAAAAAAAUCUGAAUCACAAACACGGUAAAACCAAGAAAGGCCAAAACACAGAAAUUCCCCACAAAAAAAGACCUGAGUUCAGUAGCCUUUUGGUGCCAGUGGAAACUGCUUAUGAUAGUUUUUUUUUUUUUUUUUUGUCUUCAAACAUUUUGUGCACUGAUUGACAUAAUAUAAAGCCCAUAUAUAUAUUUGCUUUCACCCAUAGCAUCUUCCCCCAUGUCACCCCCAAACUGGGGGGGGGGUACGCUGACGUUAAAUUGUGACAGUGACAAUUAAAUGGACGCAUUAACAUGUUAAGGAUUAACAGCCAGCUGCAGCUGUCUGUCCUUCUUAGAUGUUUUCUUGUACCCUGGUCAGAAAGUCACCUCUCCAUUAAAAUGUAGGAUAUUUAAACAUU